Cloeon dipterum is the source of this 4532-nucleotide messenger RNA. RefSeq names its product RNA helicase aquarius. Gene Ontology annotation, biological process: mRNA splicing, via spliceosome. Gene Ontology annotation, cellular component: catalytic step 2 spliceosome. NCBI's taxonomy places the organism in Eukaryota, Metazoa, Arthropoda, Insecta, Ephemeroptera, Baetidae. Gene Ontology annotation, molecular function: mRNA binding; helicase activity. The record is from RefSeq and is a predicted model, not a curated record. The transcript is spliced from 24 exons. The coding region runs from base 78 to 4484 and encodes 1468 amino acids.
AAUUCGCCGGCUAAUACAGAAUAUUUUGCGAAAAAAUACUGCUUUUGCAUGCUCAUCUUCCCAAAUUAUCUGUAGAAAUGACUGCAACCAAGCAGCAGGCGGAGAAAUCCGGAACUGCAGCUAAAGCUAAAGGUCCUGCGCCUACAUUGGAACAAAUUAACGCCGACAGAAUCACUCAGCUGGCCAACCAGUACUGGGCUCCAUAUGCUGCUGAAAAGAGGCUUCCAUUCAACUCCAAAGUCGUGGAUGAAAUUUAUUGCAAAGAGAUCAAAGAAUCAAACUUUGCUGUCAGAAGAAUUAUGAUGCUCGAGUUCAGUCAGUAUGUAGAAAACUUCCUGUGGCCAAACUUUGGACCAGACACCAAGAACCUGGCGCACCUCUUGUCGAUUGUCGUGAUGAUAAAUGAGAAGUUCAGAGAACGUGUUCCAGCCUGGGAGAGCUUCAAAACCAAGCCAGAGCAAUUUCCAGUCUUCUUCCGAGCCGUUCUUGAAGCUUGUUUAACUGAUACAGCCUCAUUGAAAGAGCAAACUGCGCUUCUUGUAUUUUUGAACCAUUGCUUCAACAGCAUGGAGGAAGAUUUGAUCAGAGACCAGGCCAAACGACUAGUUUCACUCUCGAUGUGGGUCUCCUUGCAGCCACACCGUCGGGAGCAUGAAUUGAAGCAGAAUUCCAAAUGGCGCAAAUACUGGAAGACGUUGCAGAAAAAGGAAAGUGAAGAACAGCGUCGGGCUCAGCAGUGGGAGCGCACCUUCCUGCACAACCUAAUGGCCAGAUUCAUCCGUCUGCUUGACACAAUUCCUGAGUCUGGGAAUGUGUCUGAGGAUAAGAUCCACUACUGCGAGCGAUUCCUGGAGCUAAUGAUUGACCUUGAGGCACUGCUGCCCACCCGACGCUUUUUCAACACGGUUAUGGACGACUGUCAUCUGGUCACCAGGUGCAAAUUGUCCAACUUGUCCAAGCGUGAGGAUGGUCAGCUCUUCUCGCAGCUUUUGGAGAUGCUGGAGUUUUAUGCCAACUUUGAAAUAAACGAUGAAACUGGAGAUCCUCUCACAGACCAUGAUAUGACUCAACUCCACUAUUCAAGAAUCACUUCGUUGCAGAAAGCUGCUUUUGCGAAAUUCCCUGAGCUCCGAGAUUUUGCUCUCUCUAAUGUAGGAACCGUGGACACAAGAGAGGCACUACUGAAGCAUUUCAAUCCCCUAGAUGAAAACAUGCUUCAACAAAUCGCUUGCCAUUUGAAUUUGACCCCCUUGAAGAUGACGAAUGAUAAUGACUGGAUGCGACUGGACCAAAAGUUUCUUCUAGAAUUGCUUGUCUCUAGAAAUGAAAGACGCUCAUCUCAACUCCAAGCCCUCAAUGAAAUGCCCCUCUAUCCAACUGAAGAUGUUAUCUGGAAUGAGAAUAUUGUACCAACCGAGUACUUCUCUGGUGAAGGUUGCUUGGCGUUGCCUAAGCUCAACUUGCAGUUUCUGACUCUGCACGAUUAUUUACUGAGGAACUUUAACUUGUUUCGUCUUGAGUCAACUUAUGAGAUAAGGCAAGACAUUGAGGAUGCUGUAACAAGACUAAGCCCAUGGCAAUCAGAAGAUGCUGGUGUGUAUUUUGGAGGUUGGGCUCGAAUGGCACAACCCAUCACUGGCUUCACCAUUGUAGAGGUCGCCAGACCAAAUAUUGGUGAAAAACGCCCUGCAAGAGUGAGAGCUGAUGUGUCUGUCCACUUGAAUGUUCGGAGGGAAAUCAAGAAUGAGUGGGAAAACCUACGAAAGCAUGAUGCCUGCUUCUUAAUCUGCGUACAGCCCACAAAUACCAUUGGUACUAAAAUCACGCACACACAACCCUUCAUCCCACAAGUAGGUCUGAGGUAUGUAAGAGGAUGCGAAAUUGAAGGCAUGCUGGACGAGAAUGGCCGCAUCAUUGAAGAUGGCCCUGACCCAAAACCUGAGCUGCAAGGAGAUAGGCGGACCUUCAGAGUUUGGCUCGACUGCAAUCAGUACAGAGCUGACACGGAUGUGUCCAAUGAUAGUGAGGAGGAUGUGUACCAGAGCUUCAAUAUUCUGAUGAGAAGGAAACCCAAGGAAAAUAAUUUCAAGGCUGUCUUGGAGACCAUUCGGGAGCUGAUGAACACAGAGUGCGUUGUCCCGGACUGGCUGCACGACAUUAUCCUUGGCUAUGGUGACCCUGGCGCUGCUCACUACUCUCGAAUGCCAAAUGAAAUUCCCACUCUGGAUUUUAAUGAUACAUUCCUUGACAUGGAUCAUCUAAGAUCCAGCUUUCCUGGAUACACUAUCAAAGUUGGCACAGAUGACCCCAAGAAACUCGUUCCACCGUUCAGAAUCACUUUUGAAGAUGCAGUGCACAAAAAGGAAGCGAUUGCGAAUGACGAAGAGCCACCAAAGAGGGAAAAUCUAAUUACUGUCGAGCCACACAGGAUUCCGAACAGAGGCCCGUACCCUUCGAGCUUUGUCAAAAAGAACGCCAUUCCAUUCACUGCGACUCAGGUAGAAGCUAUCAAAUCAGGCAUGCAGCCUGGUUUGACUAUGGUGGUUGGACCGCCUGGUACUGGCAAAACAGAUGUUGCCGUGCAGAUCAUUUCCAACAUCUACCACAACUUUCCAUCACAACGCACUCUCAUUGUGACUCACUCUAACCAGGCAUUGAACCAGCUUUUCGAGAAAAUCAUGGCCCUCGAUAUUGAUGAAAGACAUCUCUUGCGUCUGGGUCACGGUGAAGAAGCCUUAGAAACCGAAAAAGAUUUCAGCAGGUAUGGCCGAGUGAAUUACGUUCUGGCAAAGCGAUUGGAACUGCUAAAAGAGGUGCAAAAGCUGCAAGAGAGCUUGAGCGUGCCUGGCGAUGUGGCUUACACAUGCGAAACAGCUGGCUACUUCUUCCUUUACCAUGUUCUGGCCCGAUGGGAAGAGUUUUUGAGCAAGGUCAAGCACACAGAUGGAAAGGUUGUUGCUGUUACGGCUGUCAUGGAGGAAUUCCCCUUCACUCGAUUCUUCCAAGAUGUGCCAAACCUGUUCAAGGGAGAGUCGCACGAGGAAGACAUGGAAAUCGCAGAGGGAUGCUUCAGAUACAUUGAAAAGAUUUUCACCCAACUCGACGAAUUCCGUGCUUUUGAACUUCUCAGGAGCGGACUUGACAGAUCAAAGUACUUGCUCGUGAAGGAAGCGAAAAUCAUUGCAAUGACAUGUACACAUGCUGCUCUCAAAAGAAAGGAACUGGUAGAUUUAGGGUUCAAAUACGACAAUAUUCUGAUGGAGGAAUCUGCGCAAAUUUUGGAAAUUGAGACCUUCAUUCCCUUGCUGCUACAAAAUCCUGCUGAUGGAUUCAGUCGCCUGAAACGUUGGAUCAUGAUUGGUGAUCACCACCAACUGCCACCUGUCAUCAAAAACAUGGCUUUCCAAAAAUAUUCUAAUAUGGAGCAGUCCCUCUUCACCAGGAUCGUCAGACUGGGCGUGCCAACUGUGGAUCUCGAUGGUCAGGGUCGCUCUAGGCCCAGCAUUUGCAAUCUGUACAACUGGCGGUACAAAAAGCUAGGAAACCUUCCUCACGUCAUCAAUUCCAAAGAGUACAAGCUUGCAAAUCCAGGAUUUUACUAUGAUUUCCAACUUAUCAACGUUGACAAUUUUAACGGAGUUGGGGAGUCUGAGCCAAGCCCAUAUUUUUACCAGAACUUGGCAGAAGCGGAAUAUGUGGUUGCGACUUACAUGUACAUGCGCUUGAUUGGAUACCCAGCUGAAAAAAUCUCUAUCCUUACAACGUACAAUGGCCAGAAACACUUAAUCAGGGACGUUAUCAACAUCAGAUGUGCUGACAAUCCUCUGAUCGGCCGUCCUUUCAAGGUGACAACUGUGGACAAGUACCAGGGCCAGCAGAAUGAUUACAUUUUGCUAUCUCUUGUGAGAACCAAAGCCGUUGGUCACUUGCGAGAUGUUCGGCGAAUGGUGGUAGCAAUGUCUCGUGCUCGACUAGGUCUCUACGUAUUUGCUAGGGUGUCUCUGUUCAGGAACUGCUUCGAACUGGCUCCAGCAUUUAAACAACUCAUGGGAAGACCUCAACAAUUGUACCUGGCCCCACAGGAGACCUACACCACUGAGCGACCAGCAGACCAGCAACCUGAGGGAUCAGCUCAGUUGGCUGAAGACAUGCCACAAAUGGCUUCAUUUGUGUAUGAUUUCUAUAUUCACAAGGUGCAGCAGUUGAAAACUGCCAUGCAGGAGUCCCAAAAGGAGUGGCAGAAACCAGGAACCCUCACCGGACACACACCAGACCACUUUGUUCCUGCUCACCCUGGUGGAGAGUCCGACAGUGAGGAAGAGCCUGUUGAGGAGGAUAAGGAAGAAGCAGAGAGCAGAAAGAGAAAAAUUGAUGAGGAUUUGUUGCCCACAAAGAAAGCUGCCAAGGUUGCUGAGGAUGAGGUUGAUACAGAUGAUGAGAUGGCUGCCACUGAAAGCAAGCCUGCGGAAGAUGACUCGGAUUGAAAUGUGGUUUACACCUUUUUACAAAUAAAUUUAACUUUCAAUAUUUAA